Schistocerca piceifrons (Central American locust) is the source of this 6090-nucleotide messenger RNA. RefSeq names its product phosphatidylinositol 4-phosphate 3-kinase C2 domain-containing subunit alpha (gene Pi3K68D). Bases 264 to 5690 code for a protein of 1808 amino acids. The record is from RefSeq and is a predicted model, not a curated record. Lineage: Eukaryota; Metazoa; Arthropoda; Insecta; Orthoptera; Acrididae. Gene Ontology annotation, cellular component: phosphatidylinositol 3-kinase complex; cytoplasm; plasma membrane. Gene Ontology annotation, biological process: cell migration; phosphatidylinositol-3-phosphate biosynthetic process; phosphatidylinositol-mediated signaling. Gene Ontology annotation, molecular function: 1-phosphatidylinositol-4-phosphate 3-kinase activity; 1-phosphatidylinositol-3-kinase activity; phosphatidylinositol binding. The transcript has 28 exons.
CGUUUCUUGACAGUAUGUGUGACUGUUUUGGUGAGAGGAGUGCAGUGACAUAAGGCAGAAUAAGAUUUGUAAAUGUGUGGUUCAUUAUUUGCAAGUGAUGAACGGAUAUCAUCAUGUAGAAGUUGCGAUUCAGUUCACAAGAAAUUUAAUGACCUCAGAUGAAAGAAAAUGUUUACAUGUAAGAUGUGUGUGAAGGACAUAUUAAUUUUUCAUCAUGGAGCAUCAUAAUUUAGCAAUGUUUCUGCUUUGAUUACUCCAAAGAAAUGACGGAGCUCGGUGGCAGGUUCAGCAGUGCAAAAGCGGCAGACUAUGAUCGGCAGUUUGAGGAAGACCUUGAACGUGCCAGAGCACUUAGUCUUGAAAGUUUAGCAUUGGAAAAAUUUAGGCAACAGAAGGAGCUUGAGAAAUUCAGAGUGAAAACACAAAGUGUGCCAAUAACAGAAACUGAACUUACGGUACCAACUGCUGAUGGAAUGCCAGUGCAGCAAAUGGAAUGUACAGAGAUAAAGUCACGGCCCCGGCCCGGCUCCUUCAACACUGGUCGGCCCCGAGUGCCAAGAUUGCCACCGCCUCCCCCUGCAGUACAGCGUCGUAACAGCACGACAAACUCUUCAGUGGAUGACAGGAGUGAUUCACAGGACCUGAUAUCAUUUAGCAGCCCAUCGCCUCCAGAUCGAAGUAGCUGCGGUCUCGAUCUCGAAUCUCUGGUGUCAGACACCGACCGGCCUACCUUCGAACGUAGCCAGAGUGUUGUUCCACAGAUGAGACUGUCUUCAUCAUCGAGUGUAUCAUCACCUUUUGUACCAUCCAUUCCGCAUGGAUAUCCAAAAUGUGGUUCUAAAGCAGAUACUAUACAUUCAUAUCACCCUUUGCAGCACUCACCUCAGCAACAAAGCCAUUUACAGCCAAGGUCAGGGUUUCUUGGUUUUUCCUACAGAACAGCAUUAUCUGAAGAUAGCCCUGUUUAUAACACAGUCAUUCCUGUAGUAAACAAGUCAGAUUUAUCUGUGCAGCAAGUGUUUGAUCCAGUGAGAACUUUUUCUCAAGCAGUACCUGGUGUCCAUAAAGGUGUGUCAGGAACUGGAGAUUCAUCAAAUUUCAAUGUUCUGAAGGUCAUAGAGAAGAAAGACAAUAGUAACUUAAUUGACCUCCAGUCAUAUGACAGCAAGGAAGAGGAAUGUGUAGACAAAACAUUAGUGAGAGUUAGUGUCCUUGAAGCAUUUGACCCAUUAUUGAGUGAUGUUCAUGUCAAGUACAAUGAAUUCAACAGAACUUCUGAAACAGAUAUGUCAGGCGCUGAUUCAAAAAAUGCGGUGGACGAUACAGAGUCACAAUGUUCGGGCAGCUAUUAUGACGCUUAUGAUCCUUUCGACUACAUGCAUGCUCCAUCAUGUGAUGGCUCUCAGUCAGAUCCAGUAUAUGCAGCUGUUGUGAAAGAGAAGGCCCCAGCUACAGUCACAACACCACCACCACUGCCACCACGUAGCUCAGCUGCCUGGAGUACAAUUGAAAGGAGAAGGUCCUCUCUUGAAAGAAGGACAAAGACAAAAAGUCGACUGUACGAAAAUGUCAGAGUAAGAAAGUGCAGUACAGUACAUCAAAAUUCGGAACUAUUGGCCUUCCAUAAUAUGGUUAAAAAACUUCGAUCUGAAUUUCCAUGUGAUGAUCCAUAUACAAAUGUCGGUUUAGUCAUCAGUCCAACUCUGGAAAGUACGUAUGCAGAAAGAACCAGCAUAAAAUUGGUUGUUCACUCUAAAAAGGAUGAAAAUCCUGUAACCUUUACUUGUGAUGUAAACUCCACUGUGGAACAUGUAAUUUAUCAUGUUGUUUGUGAAUUGGAAGGUGACCUAACUGGUGAUGUCAAAGAUUAUGUUUUGAAAGUAUGGGGUCUAGCAGAAUACUUUACAUCUCAGACAAGCCUUUCAGAUUAUGAAUAUGUACAUCAAUGCAUAAAACUGGAACAAGAUGUUGUGCUCACCAUUUUGCAUGUUGAUCAGUUAACUAGGCCUCUAGCAAGGACACUGCAGGAUGACAAAAGGGAUACUAUUUUGACUCUGGAAGAGUUAGUUCCAAAUGAACCAUCACAUCCAAUAACUCAUGAUAAUUUAUUAAUAAUUUUACAGACAUUAGAACAAGAAAUGGAGAGAGUUCAUCAUGCUGCAUUGCAAAUGGCAGAGAAGAAUAAUCCAAGUGUUAUGCCUUCCUUACAAUCAAAAGGAGUUGUACAGGCUGUGAAAGCUGUAUGUACAUACUUAGGAAAUAUAGAAACACAAGAGAUAACAGAAGCUCUUGAAGGCUUCAAGUCAGCUUGCCUCCAGUUCAUACCAGUCACCCAGACAGAAGUAGAACGCUCAAGAUCAGGUAUUGCUGUGAAACACCCUGAAAUUCUUGAUGAUGAUGGUGAUUAUUCAAUAGUGACUCUGAGGAUGCAGAGUGCUUCUGACCAUGUUGAGAAUGUAGCUGAAAAUAUUACCCAUCACUGUGAUAAUAUUCGUGAUGCCAUUCAAGUGAUGGUGGAAACUUAUUGUCAUGCAUUUCAUGUUGACUUCCAGCUUAGCACCAAAGCUGAACUACCAUCCAAUACAAAGCACAGUUCUGAGAUAUUAGACUCAGUUCUAGUUCAUGUAGGUGGACUGCACCGCCUGAAUCAAGACUGGAAUUAUGACCAGUACCUUGUAGCAGCACAGAUAUACCACGGCACAAGACCUUUGGGACAGCCAGUUCUUACACAUCCUAUUGUUCGUUCCAUGGGCCUAUUCGAAAGAGUGCUUUUCGACUUUUGGCUAAAUUUCGAAGGAAUAAGUAUUUGCACGCUGCCUCUUGAAUCUCGUAUAGUCUUGGUUGUGUAUGGCCAGACUAUUUUGCCCCCUGAAAACCCAGAUGCAAAGGAUGCAUCACAAGAACCAAGACUGCAAAAAAUUGAACUCGGUUGGGCAGCUUUGCAGUUCUUCGACUGUGACAGGGUAAUGGUUCAGGGAAGCUUCCUUCUUUCAUUGUGGCCUGCAGUGGCGGACAAGAGACUGGGACCAGCACCUGCUGCAGGAACACGGCCACAUGCUGACACUGAACCUGUGUUGUGGAUCGAUGUACCAGAGUUUGGUGCCCGAAUAUUGUUUCCACGACUGGAGCCUCACAAAAUGUCUGUACCCAAAGGUGAUUUUGGUAGUUUGGAUCCAAAUACCCAAGAGCUAUUGAACAUGAUUGCUGAGCAAGACACAUUUACAAGAACACCUGUCGAGGAACGUGAAGUGCUGUGGGAGAAGCGUCACUACCUGUACUCAAAACCAAAAGCAUUGCCCAAGGUGCUUCUGGCUGCACACAGCUGGGAUUGGGCAUGUCUGGCAGAUUUGCAUGCCAUGAUACAUAAUUGGGCCAAAAUGGACCCCCUGAGUGCUCUGCAGCUACUUUUGCCUUGCUUCCCAGAUACAGAAGUGCGGCGUGUAGCUGUAACAUGGGUGGAAGACAUGGGUAGUGAUGAAUUGGUGGAUUUACUGCCACAGUUAGUCCAAGCACUAAAACACGAAACUUGGGAAGCUUCACCGCUCGCACAUUUCCUGCUAAAGAGGGCGCUUAUUUCACCACGUGUUGCACACCAUCUGUAUUGGCUUCUCACUCAAACUUUGCCAGGAGAAUCACCUCAGAACACUUCAGAAGCUAUUCACUAUGAUGAGAGGACAUUGAGUGAAGCCCGCUAUUACCGACGGUUGCAGUUGAUGCUUAGAGCACUGAUUGCUAUUUCUGGCAGUGCCCUGCGGCAGAGAUUUUUUUCACAACAGCUGCUUGUAAAAAAUAUGUAUGAAACAGCUGAGAAGGUGAAGAGUACAAAAGAAUCAUUGCGACUAAAGGUUCUAAUACAAGAACUUGAAGUGCUUCAUCAUAGUUUAAAUGAGAAUCCGACUUGCUUACCAUUGAGCCCUAGUUUAGAAGUUGGAGGUAUCCAGGUUCGCACAUGCUCUUAUUUCCCAUCCAAUACACUGCCUCUGAAGAUAAACUUCUUGAGCACAGAGUCUGGAAUUAUACCUGCUAUUUUCAAGGUUGGGGAUGACUUGCAGCAAGACAUGCUCACCAUUCAGAUGGUUCGUAUCAUGAACAAAUUGUGGCUAAAGGAAGGAUUGGAUCUGAAAAUGGUGACAUUCUCAUGUGUUCCUACAGGUCACAAGAGAGGUAUGAUAGAAAUGGUCACAAAUGCAGAAACUUUAAGAAAGAUACAAGUUGAACUUGGACUUACUGGAUCAUUCAAAGAUCGUCCUAUUGCUGAGUGGUUAGCCAAACAUAAUCCGUCAGCUUUUGAAUAUGAAAGAGCCGUUGCAAACUUUACAGCAUCCUGUGCUGGUUAUAGUGUUGCAACAUAUAUUCUGGGAAUAUGUGAUAGGCACAAUGACAACAUAAUGCUAAAAACAUCAGGACAUUUGUUUCAUAUUGACUUUGGAAAAUUUCUUGGUGAUGCACAAAUGUUUGGAAACUUUAAGCGGGAUCGAACUCCUUUUGUUCUCACGUCAGAUAUGGCAUAUGUUAUUAACGGUGGUGACAAGCCUACAGCAAAAUUCCACCACUUCGUUGAUCUGUGUUGCCAGGCAUUUAACAUUGUACGAAAACAUGGAAAUCUUAUUCUCGAUCUCUUUGGAUUGAUGGUGUCCUCUGGAAUACCAGGUGUAACGAAGGAGGCAGUAGAAUAUGUGCAACGGGCACUUCUGCCUAACUUGUCGAAUCCUGAAGCAGCUGCAACGUUUGCAAGAAUGAUUGAAAGUUCUUUGAAGUCUUGGUUCACGCAGUUCAAUUUCUUUCUCCAUAAUUUAGCACAGUUGAGAUUUACUGGUGAUCAUAAUGAUGGUGAACUGCUCAGUUUUAUUCCCAGGACCUACACGAUGCAGCAGGAAGGACGAAUUAAAAGUGUGCAUGUAUAUGGUUACCAGAAACGUUAUGACCCAGAAAAAUAUUAUGUAUAUAUAUUAAGAGUGGAGAGAAUCAAUCAGCCAGAUCCUACUUUCUUGUUCCGGUCAUAUAAAGAGUUCUGUGAGCUUCAUCAGAAGCUUUGCAUCCUUUUCCCUCUGGCCAAAUGCUACAGUUUGCCAACAGGAUUAUCAAUGGGUCGAUCAAAUAUAAAACAAGUAGCUGAAAAGCGGCGAGUAGAUAUUGAGCGCUUCCUGAAGUCUUUAUUUGAGAUGGCCGAUGAAAUAUCUCAUUCUGAUUUGGUUUAUACUUUUUUUCACCCUCUCCUGAGAGAUCAACAAGAGGCAGAUAUACGUGCAAGGAAAGUGAAAGCAGAGCCAAAAAUACGCCGAGAAGAUCGUGGUGAAACUGGGAGAGUCCGAGGCCAGUUGAAACUCUCCCUGCAUUAUCAGCGUGGUGUUUUUAUGGUGAUGGUUUAUCAUGCCAGAGAUUUGCCUUUGGUCGCAGGAGGGCAGGAACCUUCUACUUACGUCAAAGUGUAUUUACUUCCUGAUCACAAUAAGGCUACAAAAAGGAAAACAAAAGUUGUUAGGCGAACAUGUCAUCCAUCAUUUAUGGAAAUGUUGGAGUAUCGAAUGCAACUGGAUAUUGUGAAAUCUCGAAAGUUACAAGCAACAAUUUGGAAUCACGACACCCUCCAGGAAAAUGAGUUUCUUGGAGGUUUCACAUUACCACUAAAUGCAAUUGAUUUGUCUCAGGAAACAAUAGAAUGGUAUACUCUUACUAAUAUCAGCAGAUGAAGGCUGCUGGAGUGUAGACGUCUAUCUUUUAGAGAUCAUUACGUGUCCAAAGAAUUUUUAAUGUGUAGAAUCACUCAGAAAAAUUUAGCUUUUGUAUACAACUGUUUGUGGCUUUGAGUGAUUUGUGAGAAAAUAUUUUUUCUCAUUUUUAAGACUUUUGUGCUGCAUCAAUGAAAUGAAACUGUAUGUAUGGUGUAUAGUGACUUGUAUAAAGUUAGGUGGUAACUUACAAACCCAUGUUCCAAUCAAACCAAAAAUUCCCUUGCAUUCAUUCUUUAUACCUCCUCUACCACAACCUUGCCACUGUAACAUAUGAAAUUGAUAGUCAUAUUUAUUUAUCAAUUAUUUAUUCGUAAAUGAUGUAACAUAAUAUUUGCCAAAAUGCUUUUAUAAUAAUGAA